AUGCAGAAACAUGUCACUCCCGCAAAGGUUCCGUGCACAAACUGUGUUGCCUUUUCUAUUGAAUGUCGGAUUCCCAUUCCCAAGCGAAAAAGAGCCAGUGCUGCUCGAGCCAAAGAUGAGGAGAGUGAGACCGGCGACUCACAACAGGCCGGCACGCCUACAGAACCUCGCCUCACUCGACCGGCACAACCAAAGCCUACCGUUGGCUACAACUCCCCAGAUGGCAUUCCCUCGACGCAGAUGUCAGAGGCGCAAGCCGCCCAACAAGCUGCGAACAACAGCACCAUGGCACAGUUCAUGAAGCCUAAAUUUGCCCGAGCGCCCAUCAAAGAAGCCGGCCGAGUGGCAUAUCUUGGAGAGUCGUCAAACCUAUCAUUGCUCGUCCAUGACCGGCAUGGUACCACAGACGUCGUCCACUACCCCUUGCCGGAGAAUAUUCGAGGCGCCCGCGCUCGCCUAACAGAGCCAGACCAGAUGGAAAUAGAAAUUCUCCAGCAGAGGGGGGCGUUCCUACUUCCACCCCGUGCGUUGUGUGAUGAGCUCGUCGAUGCUUACUUUCGAUGGGUCGCUCCUAUUGUGCCAGUCAUCAAUCGAAGCCGGUUCAUGAAGAGAUACAAGGAUACCAAGAACCCGCCAUCGUUGCUGCUGCUGCAGGCCAUCUUGCUGGCUGGCUCCAGGGUUUGCACCAACCCGCAACUGAUGGACGCCACUGGUUCGACCACGCCGGCUGCAAUGACUUUUUACAAACGUGCAAAAGCGCUGUACGAUGCAAACUAUGAAGAUGACCGCAUUACCAUUGUCCAGGCUUUGAUACUGAUGGGCUGGUACUGGGAGGGCCCCGAAGCAGAUGUGACAAAGAAUGUCUUCUAUUGGACCAGGGUAGCCAUUGUGGUUGCCCAAGGAGCCGGAAUGCAUCGAAGUGUGGAAAGUUCUCAACUAAGCAGACAAGACAAGCGACUGUGGAAGAGAGUAUGGUGGUCUCUCUUUACGAGGGAUCGAUCAGUAGCAGUGGCUCUCGGCCGACCCGUUUCGAUCAACACGGACGAUUCCGACGUCGAGAUGAUCACGGAGGAAGACUUUAUCGAAGACGAGGGCGACCCGAACAAUGACUACCAGGCCGAUCCAGUCCACAUUCAGUUCUUCUUGCAAUAUGUCAAACUCUGCGAGAUCAUGGGUCUCGUGCUUUCUCAGCAAUAUUCAGUGGCAUCAAAAGCUCGGCGGACCAACGCAAUCGAUCUAACUCACAGCGACAUGGCAUUGGCAGACUGGCUACAGAACUGCCCUCGUGAAGUAUAUUGGGAACGCUCACGCCAUCAUUUCUGGUCUGCCCUUUUACAUUCCAACUACUAUACCACUCUGUGCUUGCUGCACCGAGCCCAUAUGCCGCCAGCAACAGCAAAACCCCAUGACUAUGAAAAUGUCGACAUGGCUUAUCCUUCGAGGACGAUUGCAUUCCAGGCUGCUGGAAUGAUUACUUCGAUUAUGGAAAACCUUCUUGCUCACGACCAAGUCAAAUACACGCCUGCAUUCAUUGUGUACAGUUUGUUCUCUGCACUGAUUAUGCACGUUUACCAAAUGCGGUCUUCGGUGCCGUCGGUGGUUGCUGCGAGCCAGGAGCGCAUCAACGUUUGCAUGAACGCCUUGAAGGAGGUUUCGAAAGUCUGGCUAGUGGCCAAAAUGGUCCACACCCUGUUCGAAUCCAUCCUCGGCAACAAGGUGCUGGAGGAGAGACUCCAGAAAGCCACUGGGAAGAAGGCUCAAAGGGCUAAAGUCAACCUACGUGACCAAGGUCACGUUCAGGCCAACGGCAAUUCGAACGGUAUCGGAAGUGCCACACCUGUACCGGCGCCGCCACCAGUGCCGCCAGCAAACCCCGCGAAACGCAAGUUCGACGACAUCGACCUUGGCUUCAAUGUUGGACCACCUGCCCCUCAAAUGUCGUACGAGCGUUCCCGGCCUCAAACACCUGCCGUGACGCCUUCGCGCGAGAUACCGCAAUCACAGCAACACAACUACUUGGGCUCACCUCCACUUCCGAACGAACAGUAUUUGCCGCCAUCCCGGUCUCGAGGGGCGUCACGUUUACCGUCACGAGGACCUACACGGGCCAAUUCGCCCUUCAACGGGUAUUCGAUUCCUGCAACGCCGCCGGAUUUGUUCCUCGUCACGCGAGACUCACCGAACAUCUCGCAACAGUUGUGGGAGAACUUCCAGCCAGACCAGCUGUUCCCUGACGGCACGAUUGGGGAUGUGGUUGGUUUUAGUACAAGCCCGAUUCUAAACCAUGCGGUGGAUCCUCAGCUCCAGCAACUGCAGGGACAACAAACCGGGAUGGGAACUGCCGGGCAAGCGAUCCCCCAUAUAGAUAUAGCAGGGCAAGGACAGCAGCAGCCUCAAGUAUGGCCGCCUGGCAUGCAAGGGAUGAUGGGGGCAGGCAUGGAAUUGCAUGACAGUGACGGGUGGUCGACGAGCUCGCUCGGAAACGCACCGGUGGCGCCCACAACACUCAACGUGGAAGACUGGUUCCAGUUCUUUGGGAUCAAUGGCGAAAUGGCAGGCAUGAACAUGGACGGCACGUAG
Molecule: messenger RNA, 2580 nt
Organism: Fonsecaea multimorphosa CBS 102226
Lineage: Eukaryota; Fungi; Ascomycota; Eurotiomycetes; Chaetothyriales; Herpotrichiellaceae
Exons: 7
Coding region: 1-2580 (859 amino acids)
Biological process (GO): DNA-templated transcription
Molecular function (GO): zinc ion binding; DNA binding
Source: RefSeq, a predicted model, not a curated record